Cladophialophora immunda is the source of this 1485-nucleotide messenger RNA. RefSeq lists its product as uncharacterized. The transcript has 4 exons. The record is from RefSeq and is a predicted model, not a curated record. Gene Ontology annotation, molecular function: transmembrane transporter activity. Bases 1 to 1485 code for a protein of 494 amino acids. Lineage: Eukaryota; Fungi; Ascomycota; Eurotiomycetes; Chaetothyriales; Herpotrichiellaceae. Gene Ontology annotation, biological process: transmembrane transport.
AUGACGGGGUUCCUCGAGCAAGAUGAAAAGGCUCCUCGCGCGGCCAAUGCUUCGUCCACGGAGCUGGGAGUUCCAGGGACUGACUGUGUUGAAAGAGACCCGACGGUGGCAUUGCAACACAUCAAGGCCAGUCACGUCGACCAUCCGAUUCACUGGUCGGCUUGGAAAAAGUGGACGAUUGUCACUGUCUACUGCCUGCUCCAAGUGUUUGUCACCAUGUCAUCGACGACUUACGCGUCGGCGAAGGGAUUGAUCCAAGAGCGCUAUGGCGGCACCGAACAGACCGUCACUCUGGGCCAGAGCAUGUUUAUCUUGGGGACUGCGGUCGGACCCGUGUUUCUCGGGCCUUUGAGUGACCUUGAAGGGCGAAAAUGGGUGUACGUCGGGUCGAUGGCACUGUUUGCCCUGCUCAACAUCGGCACCGCCCUGGCACUCAAUCUGCCAAUGCUCAUCAUCUUUCAAUUUUUGGCCGGGGCGGCCGGGAGCACGGCGCUCACCAACGUGGCUGGGACGGUGGCGGACCUGUACGGAUCUCUGGAUGGCGCAGGCCAGCCCAUGGCCCUGUUCGUCAUGAGUGCCAACGUCGGCCCGGGCAUUGGAUCUCCGGUGGGCGAGUUGAUCGUGGAAAACAUCAACAUGGGGCGGCCUUGGAUAUUCUGGAUCAAUGUGAUCAUUGGCGGUGCCUUUGCCAUCGGCAUGUGCUUCAUCCCCGAAACGCUGCCCCGGGUGGUGAUCAGGAAUGCUGCCAGGCGUCAACAGAACCCGGACCCCGAGGAGAAUGUGGUUGCUCACCAACGCUUCGACGUUCUCCGCGAGACGGUAUUUGUGGUGACAAUGGCCCUGCGUAUCCUGGCCACCGAACCCAUUGUGCUUUUUUUGGGCGUGUUCAACGGAUUCGCCUAUGGUCUGCUAUAUCUCUACCUCGAUGGCGUGUGGAAUGUGUUCGUGGUCAAUAAUGGUCUCUCUUACAUGGGAGCCGACUUGACGUAUCUCAAUUUCGUCGUGGGUGCCUUUAUCGUGUUUCUAUUCUUACCAGUCCAGACUCGAUUGUUUACCAAAGAUCGAAUCAAGCACGGACACGCUCGCCCAGAAGCUCGAUUCCUGACUUCGCUCGUCACUGUCUGGCUAUUCCCAGUGUCCCUACUAUGGUUUGCCUUCACCUGCGACGGCAACACCAACUACUGGUCGCCCAUUAUUGCUGGCACUGUAUUGGGAUUUUGCGACCCUCUUCUCUGGUUGAGCAUGCUCAAUUAUAUUGCGGACAGCUACUCCAACUUUGCUGCUUCGGCCAUUGCUGCAUUUUGCAUACCAUCUUUCGCCAUCGCGGGAGCGUGUACACAUAUUGGAAUCAUCAUGUUUGAGAAUAUGAGCGCCAAACGGGCAAUGGCAGUGUUGGGGUUCAUCUCGGUCGGAUUGGUGGUCCUGGUCUAUGUGCUCUACUUUUUUGGUCCCAAGAUCAGGGCCAUGUCGAGACUUGCAAAGUAA